Molecule: messenger RNA, 1965 nt
Organism: Humulus lupulus (European hop)
Lineage: Eukaryota; Viridiplantae; Streptophyta; Magnoliopsida; Rosales; Cannabaceae
Product: protein neprosin
Exons: 7
Coding region: 224-1681 (485 amino acids)
Source: RefSeq, a predicted model, not a curated record
CAGGUCCAAUUUAAAUAUGCUUCUGCCCUGAAAUUUCUACCUGUCAGAACAAAAAACCAAGAGGCUAGAAUCUCACACACAAAAAUAUAUAGUGAGAGAAAAUAUAUAGUGAGAGAGAUUGUUUUGUUUAUAUGUUGGAAAUGGUGAGGAUUUGAGUAGAAAUAUAUUUUUUUGUUGUUGUGUUGUUUUGUAAGGACAUGAAGAGUGAGGAAGAUUCAGUUCUAUGGGGAACGAGAUGAUGAGGAGGAAGACAAAACAAUGGAAUGAUAAGAAGAAGCAGAAGAGGAAGCUGAGGCCAUGUUGUGAAAUUCAGAGCAGAACAAGACAAACACAAGUAGUUAUUUCUUCUGAACCAAAACAAACAACUAAGCCAAAACAUUCCUCUAAACUAGCUUAUUCUACUACUACCACUACUGCUACUACUACUUCUACUAACUCCUACCAACCUUUCUCAUUCGUUCCCAUGCUUCUUGUUCUUUUCCUCUUUGUUUCUUUCCUUUCUUUCCCUGCAUUUUCUCUCCCCCAUCACCCUUUUCCGGCCAACCAAACAUUCCGGCCUGAAAAAGAGCUACAAAAGCUGAAAAGGGUCAAUGCUUAUUUGAAGAAAAUCAACAAGCCUGCUGUCAAGACAAUUCAGAGCUCAGAUGGUGAUGUGAUAGAUUGUGUGCUUGCUCAUCUCCAACCAGCUUUUGACCAUCCUCUGCUUAAAGGGCAGAAGCCAUUGGAUCCACCAGAGAGGCCUAAAGGCCAUGAAAGUAAAGAGACAAUUCAAGAGAGUUAUCAGCAGUGGACUGAGUCAGGUGAAUCAUGCCCAGAAGGAACUAUUCCAGUGAGAAGAACCACAGAGAAAGAUAUUUUAAGAGCAAGUUCCAUUGGAAGAUAUGGUCGAAAACCAAGAAGACAUGUUAGGAGAGACUCAACUGGCAGUGGCCAUGAGCAUGCAGUUGUAUUUGUAAAUGGGGAACAAUAUUAUGGAGCAAAGGCCAACCUCAAUGUUUGGGCACCAAGGGUCACUGAUCAAUAUGAAUUCAGCUUAUCACAAUUAUGGGUCAUCUCAGGUUCAUUUGGCAAUGAUUUAAACACCAUUGAAGCAGGCUGGCAGGUUAGUCCAGAGCUAUAUGGUGACAACUAUCCAAGAUUCUUUACAUAUUGGACAACAGAUGCAUAUCAAGCUACUGGAUGUUAUAACUUACUAUGCUCUGGCUUUGUCCAAACAAAUAACAAGAUAGCUAUUGGAGCAGCUAUCUCUCCUAGGUCAUCUUACAAUGGGAGGCAAUUUGAUAUUGGUUUGAUGGUUUGGAAGGAUCCAAAGCAUGGGCAUUGGUGGUUGGAGUUUGGGUCAGGUUUAUUGGUUGGAUAUUGGCCAGAUUUCUUAUUCAGCCACCUUAGAAGCCAUGCAACCAUGUUGCAAUUUGGAGGUGAAAUUGUAAAUAGUAGAUCUUCUGGUUUCCACACAUCCACUCAAAUGGGCAGUGGUCAUUUUUCAGGAGAAGGUUUUGGGAAAGCAUCUUAUUUCAGAAACUUACAAAUAGUGGAUUGGGACAAUAACUUGCUCCCCUUGUCAAAUCUUCACCUCCUGGCUGAUCAUUCUAAUUGUUAUGACAUAAGACAAGGAAAAAAUAAUGUAUGGGGUACUUACUUUUACUAUGGAGGUCCUGGGAGAAAUGUAAGGUGUCCUUGAAAUAAAAAUUGCCAUAAGAAUUAAGAUAUAGAAAAAACAUUUUCUUUCUUUUUUCUCUUUUUUUUUUCUUCUUUUUUUGGUUAUUAUUUUAACAAAAAAAAAAUCUGGGUUUUAGUUUUCCUUGUUAGGUUUUAACAUGGUUUGGGUGAUUUUGAUAUUUUUCCCAUUAUAAUGUUUUCCUUUUGUUUUUUUGAGGGGAUUUAUAAUCAUUUGAUUAUCCCACCUCUUGGGCUUUGUAAAUUUGGGGAACAUACAAAGUGUUAAUAGUACUGGUUUGUGUAGUA